This is a messenger RNA of Pseudopipra pipra, 10230 nucleotides long. It is a transcript of the gene MSANTD2, whose product is annotated as Myb/SANT DNA binding domain containing 2. NCBI's taxonomy places the organism in Eukaryota, Metazoa, Chordata, Aves, Passeriformes, Pipridae. Bases 8496 to 9680 code for a protein of 394 amino acids. The record is from RefSeq and is a predicted model, not a curated record. The transcript has 4 exons.
ACAGAGAGAGGGAUCAUGGGUGGGGUGGGAAUCACUGUGGGGAGUGUUUGAGUUUGUAAAUAUGGAUGAUGUUUAGGAGGGUGAAUUAAACUCUCCAAGCUCCCUCUGGCUUUUAUUUCCCCUUUCCUGACCCGGGAUCCCCCUGCAGCCACCUAAAAAUGCCAGUGGAUUGAAAAAGUAACGUGUUGUUAUUGCUGGGGCUCAGUGGAGCCCAUUGUUUCUUCCUUCCUUUUCCCAUCCCUUAAAUACACCUGUGCCAGCCCAGCUGGGCUGGGCCUCUCCAGAUGUGUACACCCAGGCUGCUUUUGGUUUCCAAAAUACAUGGAAUAAGGGGUGCUACAGCAUCAGGAAUGCCUGGGAAUAAGUGAGAGAUUCCCCCUGUUGAUUAGAACAGCCUGUCCCUGAAGCAGGUGCUCAAACCAAACCCCCUUCCUACAGAAGCUAUGAUUUCUCAGUGUGUUUCCUCAUGUCCAUGAAUUUGCUGCUCAGGGAUCUAUUUCCCUCCAACACAACCAAAUAUUUUUGGAGAGGAAUGUUGCUGCACCGCAGACUGUCUCGGAGUGCCUCGUUUUCCUGGCGGUUUUCAAGGUGCUUGUUUCGUCAGUGUGUGAUGGAAGAGUUCCCUGGGGUGCUUUGGCUUUGCCUGAUGGUUUUGGGCUGUGGUGGGAGUCGAUGCAGCAUCUGUCAAGGACAGACCCCUGCCCCAGUUUUGGUCACAGCAUUAAUGCUCGGGGGGAUGCUGAGCAGGCUGUGAGGAGACAUCUCGUUGUUAGGACAGCCCAGAAACGGCUGUUUGGGUUGGGAGGACGCUGUUGGAUGGAGCUGGUUGUGGGUGCCUUGUGGCUGGAGCAAGUGUUUGGGUGACUCCCAGCAGUUGGAGCUCCUUGCAGCUGAGGAUUCUCCCCCCUUCCCUUCAAAAGUGAGGCUUGAAUAGGUCCUUACUCCAGAAAUGUUCCAGCUUGAAAGAAACCACCAGUCAAACAGCAGUGAAAGGGCACAGGGUGAUGUUUAUGACCAGGAGCAGCUCUUGGCAGACCUGUUGGAUGUUUGUAGACCACAGUAUGUCAGGGUGGGCUCUCCUUCAACCCCGUGAUGCCUGGCUGGGAGUUAUCCAUGUUCCAUCCCUUCCUUGUCCAUAAUGUUCUGUAUUUCCAUGAUUAUAUGGAAUACUUAAUGCCCAUCAGGGAAGGGCAGUGUGAGGCUUUGCUGCUGGAUUAUAAAUGUAAAUGGUGCUUCAGACAUACCCUGUUCAACUGACAUAAAUGCAUUUUAGAUAAGGGCUUGACACUGGGUUCCUUUGGGAUACCUGCCUUCCCUGGCCACAGCCAAGUCUUGAGGAGCAAGUUUAGCUGGAAAGGAACAAGUCAGCUUAGAAGCAGAGAGUUUUCCAGUUGUAUGGCAUGGAUGUGUUCCCUCCUAAUUCAAACAGGGUGAGCAGGAAGGUCCCACUGCAGAUUUUCACCCAUCCCUCACCAUCUGCAUGUGUUUUUCUGCACAUCAGCCGCUGGAACGAGGCUGCUGUUGGGUUGGAGCUGCUCUGGAAGGGUCUGUUUCAAAUUUAGGGUUUCACAUGUAACCAUUCCAGCAGCUUUUCCUUCGGAAAGAGACCUUGAGUGCAACUUGGUGGCUCCGAGGUCGGUGGCUUGGUGAGCUCAGCAAUCAGGAGCCGCAGGAGAAGUGAAACAUCUUGAUUUCUGCCUGUUGCAUUCCCAGAAAAGCUGUCCUGUGCACCACAGUUUUGUGUCACACCGUAUCCUUAGUCCUUGCUUGUUCAGUAGCACGCUCUGACUGUCCCUAUGACCCGGAGCUCAUGUUGAGGAGCCAUUCACACAUGCUUUUCAUCCAGCCCUCCUCCUGUUCCCUGUGUUCCUGAGCAAGGAUUUACCCUGCUUUGUCUAUCCUGAAACUCAGCACCUCCCCACAGCAGCUCAUGGAGAGCCCUGUAGUUUUCAGGUUUGACCUUUGGGCCGGGGUUUUCAGGCAGGUGAUGGAGUAUUUGGCCAAACCCUUGCCAGGAUCCUGUGCCCUGCACCUGAUGGUGCUGUUUGAGCCGGGCACAGGCAGCAGGAGGUUUGCUGGGAGCUUAACUAUGAGAAAAUGAGCUCAGGUGAGCUCGGGUGGUGCAGUUGGAGCUGCACAAGGGGCAUUUUCAGGCAAUAAAGACUUGUUUUGUUUUAAAGGAGUGUUAUUGAAAUAAUGGGCUCGGGAUGUGUUUUCAGAACUGAAUUUUAGGCAUUUUUUAAACCCAUGGAAGGAUUUCUGCUUCUGUUGCUCCCAUCUCCACGGAAUCAAAGACUCACCCUCCUGAUGGCACUUUGCUUAGCUGAGAUGGGAAAGGGUUUCAGGGCUGGAAGUCCUCUGGCUGUGGGCGCAGCUGGAGAGCCUUUCCUGAGCAAAGACAAAUCCCUCCUUAAGAGUUGCCAUUAAAACUAAUUCGGGGGCAUUUUCAACACGUCGUUUUUCUUCAGCUCCCGCGGAAAUGCGAGCUCUGCUUUCGUUUUGCCUUUCCCAGAGUCGAUGCCAAGCCAUUGAUUCAAAGAGAAGCAGCUCCAACAUCUUAACUGCCAGCUGCAGGAAUUCCCAAGUCUUGCUGCUGGUCCCACUUGCCCUGUUGUUGGAUUUUCUGUACCUUGAAGAGGCUGGUGCAGAGCUCGGGAAGAGCGUAGGAGCAAAGAGGAGCUGGGACUGCUACGAACCCACGUGGAACAGGAAGGGAUGGAAAAUUACACGUGAAUGCUGAGGAAGGAAUGAAAAAUUACACCUGGCUAUCAGCUGUUGGUGUUUCUUGCUUUAAGCAGUGUGUGGAGGGCUCAUUUGUAACAGGGCUGUGGUUUUAGCUGCUUUAUGAUGUAAACUGUCUGUUUGUAAAUCUUGCAUGAAGUCAUUUUUAAGGCAGGAAAAGCUGCUUUAACGAGGCUAUCUUAGAAGCAACACCUGCUGUGAGCUAGUAUGACCUGCUGCACGUUACAGGAGGUUGGGUUUCACCCAGAAUCCCAUCCUUGGGUCCAGUAGGGUUGAGUGGAGCUACUGUCUUUUAAUUUAAAGAUCUCAGCUGGUGGAGCAUUGGUGCGUUUUGUAGCAACCAGCCAACCAUUCACCUUCAGAGCAGCUUUGUCUUUGAUUUGAGCCUACAAGAAAGAUGGAAAGGGACUUUUUACAAGGGCAUAUAGUGACAGGACAAGGGGGGAUGGCUCCACAGUGUCAGCAGUAGGGUUAGAUUGUAUAUUAAGAUAAAACUCUCCCUGGUGAGGCCCUGGCACAGGUUGCCCAGAGAAGCUGUGGCUGCCCCAUCCCUGGAAGUGUCCAAGGCCAGGUUGGACAGGGCUUGGAGCAGCCUGGUGUAGUGGAUCCCAUGGCAGGGAUUUGGAAUGAGGUGAGCUUUAAGGUCCCUUCCAACCCAGCUCAUUCUAUGAUUCUAUGUCUUGUGAAUGUGGUGUGUCUUCAUCUUGAGUUUGUCUCAGUCCCUGUCCCAGUAGCUCCCUGGGCUACAGCACAUGCAGAUGUUUAAGUUACCUUUGGUUCUUUCCUUGGCUUAGAUGUAGAUGCACUGUGUUUUCCAGGCUGGGUUGUUUCUUAUGAUCCCUUGAAUCCUUUCCCACAGCCCAGCUUCUCGCUGGAGGAUCUCACGGGCCCCUGUAGGUGGGAGCAACUUUCUGUUGACAUUUAUAGCCAGGAAAAAUAAACUCUCCAGUGACAAAGAGCAGAUUUAGUUGUUUUACUCCUUUGUGGGGCUGUGGCAGAGGAGGAUCUCAGGGAGAUGAGCAUCAUCUGGAGCAAACCCUCUUGGACCCGCUCUCCUCAGUCAGGAUAUUUGCAGAGCACUGUUGUGCCCGUAAGAAUCUGGCUGGAAUUACACAGGCAGGAUGAGUGUCUUUACAAUCCAGUGGCUUGUGUAGCCAUGUUGUGUGUCUGUAAUAGUCUGGUCUGGUCAUUCUGGUACACCUGGGUCAUCCACUGCUCGUUCCAUGGGCGCAGAAUGAUUCCCUGAGGAAGCUGGGAGCGAGCUGGUGGAUUUAUCUUGUUGAGACAGAAACAGUUGAUGGUCAGGAAAUUGUUGCAGAAGGACAAAUUUGCUAGGCUUGAGCAUUAAGUCUCAAUUUUGAGAUUCUUGAACAUUAAAUCCUAGAUUGGGCACACACAAUUUUUUCCUGUCAUGCUCUUUGACUAUGGAGGACUUGGGAAGGUGUUAAAAAUCCUCCUGAUUUUUGCACACAGCUUCAAGCACUGGCACAGCAGCAGAACCUCCCUCCUGCUGAGUGUAUAAUUUGGGGCCAAGCAGAUGAUGCUUUCUGGACUGCUGUGGUCUCACCUGUUACCAACCCUUGACCACUGGUCCUGGUGAACACUGGGGUUCAAGCCCUCUUUGGUAUUUCACUUCUAGCUCUUCCUGUGGAUUUAGGGAUUGCUCUCCCCUGGUAACAGCCCAGCUGAAGUGGCAUGGACCUUCCUCUAGAGACCCUGAACCCCAGGAUGGGCACAACACACUGCUAGGACCGUGUGGGAUGGCAAAGGUUUUAGCCUUCUGAACUACACAAGGUGUCUCCCCUGUGGUGCUGCCCAUGUUGAUGCUUUCAGCCACUUGACUGAAGCUUGUUUUGGAGAGGAGCAUUUUCCCUCUCACCUGUGGAAUGGUUUGUGCUGCUCUUCCUCUUCUGGACAGGCUUGUGGCCUCGCUCCAUUCAUUUGAGAGCAAGGACCAGCAAGGAUUUGAGUCUGUGGUCUCUCGUGACUUGCACAAAUGUGACCUCUUGAGUGCUUCUUGGACCUCUUUUGGUCCAGGCUACUGUAGUUUUGGGUUUUCCAUAAAAAUCUGGUUUUGUGGGUGGUGUAAAAUCUGGUUUUGUGGUGCUUGUCCUGAUCACAGUGGAUGCACGAAACUUCAGGUUUGAUUUUAGGAAUGAGCUUGUUUCCAAAGGCAAGAUAACUUAAUCAGAUGUGACCUUCAUCACUCCAAAGUAAGUGUUUGAACAGGUUCUGCCAGGAGCAGGUUGAACCUUACCCAGGCAUCUCAUCCAUUUAGACUGGAUGUCAGGAAAAGGUUUUUUCCCGUCACUUUUCUUUUUCUGUCCAAGAGCCAAAUCCUUCAGGAAGUCCCUGUGUGUUCAGGAAUGUGGGGAUAGAGCUGAGGCCUCGCUCUGUGGUGCAGAGCAUGGUCCACUGUGACAGCUGGUGUGACCCCAGUGCUGUGGUGGGGCAGAUGUGCAGCCAGCUGUGGGGCUGGAGCCUUUGCAGACAAGGCUGCAGCAGCUCCUGUGGCCCACGCUGAGCUCUCAGGGGGCUGUGUGUGUGUGCAGGGCUCCCGUGUUCUGCAGAGGAGCAUUCCAGCUUGGUUCCUCAUGCUGGAGACGUGUCGAGGCUGUCCAGCUGCAUUUUGCAGUGCUGUGUGACUUGACAGUUUGGGGUGCUGCUGUUCUGUUUGUAUUUUGGAUAAACCACACGAACAGGGCUUCUUGUGGUGAUACCCAGUGUGUGCCUUGUGUUCUCCUGCCUUGCACACAGCUUUUAAUCUAAAAGCUCUUGAGCUGGAGCUAUCAGACUGCUGUCACCAGUUCUGUUUCCUUCUGCUCCUGGGAACUCAGGAAUGGAGAUUUCAAGACCUUUCACUGUCCCCUACAACCACUCCAGGCUUCAAAAGCCAUUUCUUUUGUCCCAGCAUAGUUUCAUCUCAUGUUGCCUGUGAGUAUCCUGGCACGAUGAGGGAGGGAGCUGUUUGAUACUGCUGUUCUUAUUUUGGGAUAUAGAGCUCCUCUCUCCCAUUAAGUAAAAGAGCAUCUUCGGAGCUGAGUGUUUUGCUGAGCAGUGCUCAGGGCCAUAGGGACCCCUUUAGGCUGCUGUAAUUCAGCUUAAAGAGAUGAUUGUGGACACAGCCACAGGCCACCAAAAUGCUCUGCAGAGCCUGUGGUGUCUCCCUGAGUAAUAACAUAAGCUCAGGGAUCUGGAGUUCCUCGUGUUAGACCACCUCAGGUUAUGUAUAAAAAGCUCGCUGUGGUGUGGUUCUCUCUCAUUUUUUGCUGGAGGGAGGACUGUGAUAUCAGCCUUCCUAAAGUCAUUCCCUAAGGCUUCUCUGAUCCUCAUCCUGCAGUUCCUGCAGAGGUCCAGGUUCUCCGGUGCUUCACUCGUAGAGAUGAGGACUCAUGAGUUAGAAAUGGUGAGAAAAUCCACGUUGAGCUUUGUGACUGUCUCCUCCUUUGGUUUUCCUAAUUAUAAAUUAAGUGGGGAUAAUCUGUCUUCGUGUUGCAGGCAGUGUUGCAGAACAAUAAGCAAAAGCCUCGAUCUCUUCCAGUCUGGGCAGUCACUGGGCAGUGAUCAGGUCUGUUUUCAGUUACUUGUCCUACAUUUCCCAGUUUCUUGUGUAUCUGUAUCAAUAUGUGUAUGUGCACUUUAGGAACCAUGGAGCAGGAGUUGAGCUGGACACCAGAAGGAGUAGAGGAGGUGCGUAAGAAAAAUCCAGAUCCUAGAUCCUGGAGAUCAGAAUAACCCGGUGGGAGAAAGGUUAAGGGCUAAAAAAUCUCCAGGUUUCCUGAAAUCUGAGCAAUUAUUUAGGUCUUACCAGAGUCUCUGAAGAAGAGAAGGCUGUGGGGCUUAUGUGAAACGAGGCUGACCUGUGGCACUGGGAGGGAACAUCAUAAAAACUAUUAGGGACUGCCCAUUGGAGACACUGGGAAGAAUCUCCAAGAAGAAAGAGUUAGCAGGAAUCUCGAUUCUCCAGCACACAAGACCAAGGAGCCACCAGCUGCUUGGCCACAGGCCCUUUGGUGCUUUGGAAAGCCCCAAAUUUGAGAUUAUCUCCCUCAAAUUUUUGGUUAUCUCCUGGCAGAAGCAGAGGUAACACACCCAGGUGAGCAUCUGGGCAGUAUCCCCAAAAGUACUCUUGACCUGCAGGAGUAAUGAGCAGUGACACUAUUGCUCACUUAAUUUUGUCCCCCUUUCUGCUUUGCUCCACUAGUCUUCAUUGACUUGCUGCUAAAUUAUUUUCAUAGUAAAAUAAGCCAGUUUGCAACCUGACUGAAAUAAUUAAUUACUACUGGGCUACAACCCAGUGUGAGAUCCUCCAUAGCCCCAUCAGUGUUGGAAGCAGAGGCUGAAAAUAGAGUGUGAAAAUAGAGUGGCUGUGGGUGUUGAGCGAUCCCAGAGGGCUUGGCCAGGAGUAGGGGUGUUUAGGAGACAGUUUGUGUUGCUUAAAGGCUGCUAAUAAAUUCAACUAGAGGCACUAAAUCUGUGUUUAACUCUGGUGGAUAAACCAGGGCAGACGCAAGAACUGGGAUUUGGGAAAUAUAUUUUUAAGAAGAUCUGACUUGGGGUGGAUUUUAGAAAGAGUCUGUGAGUGAAACAAGAGUUUGCUCUUAUCUCUCGGGCAGUUUGAGAUAUCACUUGGUGAGAUUUGAGCUGAAAGGAGAGAAAUUGGAGUGAGGAAACUGAAUUUUAGCAAGCAAAUGUAGCUGUACCUACAGCCUGAGGGAACCACUUUACACUUAGUGGGUGCUGACAGGUUUCAAGGCCAGGUUUUGGUUCCAGGUUGCUGUAGCCAGUUGUUUUCCCCCCAGCUCACAGACAGAAGCUUAAAAUGUGCUGGAGUCCAUCCAAAGAGGAUCUGUCUGUUUAUCCUGAGGUAGCAAAGGCAAAAGUGGGAAGGGUUCCACCUCAAACCACUGUAAACCACUGGUGCCUGUUGCUGCCUGUGUGUUUAUAUGGGUUGUUUUUUAUUUUGUGUUAAUUUUGUGUGUUUUUGUUUAAAACAGCAGGGUAAUACUGACUUGCUGCUUAGCAGUUUUGCUUCUGCUCCCAGGGCUCUGAAUCUCAGGAGGAAACUGGUUAGAAAUUUAUCCCUUUCCUGCUGAUGCUGUUAAACCAGCAUAUGAGGAGCAUUAGGUAGGUUCCAGCUUUCUGGAGUCGUAAAAGUUCCUUUUUGGGGAAUAAAACUAGUGGUUUUUUGUAAUGAUGUGUCUGUUACAGUCCUCCUCCAGAAAGCAACAGUACCAGCUCUUCCCAAAUUAUUGUCUCUCUUGAAUUCCAGAGGCAGCUUUGCCAUUCAGGUUAGAACCCCAACAAUCUAAUACAUUUAAUUUUUAAAAAUUAAUAUUUUCUAGCACUUUACCAAUCCAAAAGCCAUCAAGUUCCAGCAAACCUGGGGCCUUUCAAAAGUAGAGCAGUAUUAGAAUUAAAACCACAUCGAGACCUGCAUAUUAAACUUUAGAUUUUUUACCCCCAAAUAGUUGUAUGUUGCUCUGGAUUAGGGGGAAAAGGUGGAUGGAACUUGUGGAGCAGCUCAGCCGUUGGUGUGGGAUGUCAGAGGGAUCACCAAAGGCAGAUGAGCCCUUUGCAUCUGUGUGGGAGGUUUGGCCCCAGCACUGUUUGAGAGGCUGCUCAGACCAAGCCACCUCAGUGCUGUUUCUUACUUAAUGCUUGAUAUGGAAGUCUGGGAAUUGGGAGCAUUAUUGAUUUGACCUCUUUUAAAUUUCAGCAGCUUCACAAGAGACAGAGUGAGUUAGUAAGGAAUGCAAAAAUGUACCCUCCGCAGGUGCUACAGCCGCGUGAAGGAGCACGGCGUGGGGAAGAGGAAAAGCAGCUACACGUUUGAGCAGCUGGAGCAGGUGUUUGGGCAGGGAGGAUGGGACUCCCAGCCCUGCCAGCCCGUCCUCAUCAACAGCAGCGGCUUGUACCAGGAGCUGGAGUCGGAUGGCAGCACGAUGGAGGAGUAUUCCCAGGAGGACUGGGGAAACCACAGCCAGGACCUUCACUGCUACCAGACCGGAGAGCAGGAAUUGGAUGAAAUGCCUACCACAAAAAGAACACUAAAGAUAAAACAGGAGUCUUCAGAAGACGCGCAGAAGCGUGACGUCAUGCAGAACAUUAUGCAAAUCUUGGAGUCGGUCCAGUUGAAGUGGGAGCUGUUUCAGAGCUGGACGGACUUCUCCAGGCUCCAUCUUUCUAACAAACUGGCCAUUUUUGGCAUCGGGUACAACACCCGCUGGAAGGAGGAUAUCCGUUACCACUACGCAGAGAUCAGCUCCCAGGUCCCCCUCGGCAAGCGGCUCCGGGAAUACUUCAACUCGGAAAAACCCGAGGGUCGGGUGAUCAUGACCCGAGUGCAGAAAAUGAACUGGAAAAACGUUUACUACAAGUUCCUGGAGAUCACCAUCAGCGAAGCCCGAUGCUUGGAGCUGCACAUGGAGAUCGACUGGAUUCCCAUCGCUCACUCCAAGCCCACCGGGGGGAACGUGGUGCAGUAUUUAUUGCCUGGAGGGAUCCCCAAAAGCCCUGGCCUGUACGCCAUCGGAUACGAGGAGUGCCACGAGAAGCCCCCCUCCCCUCUGGCCGAGCACCGGGCGCCUGACCCCAGCAAUGAGACUCCAGGGGAGCUGGAGGUCCCCUCUCCGCAGGCCUCCCUCCGGGUGGAUAUGGAAUCCGCCCGGAUUAUCUAUUGUUACCUUGGCAUCGCUGAGGUCCGGACUCUCCAGCAGUGCCUGUUUUUACACUUCCAGGCAAACACCAAAACCUUCAGCAAAGAUUGGGUCGGGAUCAACGCCUUUUUAUCUCAGAACUGCGUCGUAGAGCCCGGCGUCUCGCCCAAAUCCAUCUACAUCAAAUUUGUGGAAGUGGAGAGGGAUUUUCUGUCCGCCGGCUCUUUGGUAGAGUGCCUGGAAAAAGCCAUCGGGUACCCCUUAAAAUUUAACAACUGAGUCUCGUCCUUCAUAAGGAUCAGGGCUUUUCCGCCCCAUUUUCCAUCUCACUCGGAUCCUGUCCGUUCACAGCCGGGCGCGUCGGACGCUCGCGCGGCGCUUCCCACGCGCCGGGCCCGGCUCUCCCCGCACCGGCGAGGAGGAGCCCCCGGCCCGUGAGACGGCGGUCGGUACAUUCCACACGGGACGAGUCGUGCACGCGGCGUUUUCAUACGGAAACUGGGGGUUUGGUCUUUCCUUUAUUCCACGGUGUCUCAUCCGGACGCAUCCGUCUCUAAGUGUUAUCCUGGAUCUGAAUCAAUAAGCAAUAGAUAACGGCGAGGGAACCCCCGACGGCCCGGGGACUGUUUUUCAAAGCCACCCUUAGAUAUCUUGUAUAUAAUUUAGAACUUCACUUUUUUCACCAUCGAGUGUUCUCCUCUCUCUGAACAGUGUUGCCUGCAAAGACUUUGGGUUCCGUGACGUAUUCCACUUCCUUAGUAGCGUUGCCAUAUCUGCUUUUAUUUUAUUUUAUUUUUUUAAAUAUUAAAAUAAUUCCUGGCCUUUUUAA